AUGUUUUUCAGAGAAGUCCCAUCUUUACACACAUCAGAGAUUUCACACAGGGGAGAAGCCAUAUUCCUGUCCUGUGUGCGGGAAAUGUUUUUCACAGAAGUCAUCUCUGUAUACACAUCAUUAGAUUUCACACAGGGGAAAAUUCAUAUUCUUGUUCUGAGUGCGGGAAAUGUUUUUCAGAUAAAUUCAAGCUUUACAUACAUCAGAGAUUUCACAUGGGGCAGAAGCCAUAUUCCUGUCCUGAGUGCGGGAAAAUGUUUUCACGGAGGUCCAAUCUUUACACACAUCAGAGAUCUCACACGGGUGAGAGGCCGUAUUCCUGUUCUGAGUGCGGGAAAUGUUUUUCACAGAAGUCCCAUCUGUACACACAUCAAAGAUCUCACACGGGGGAGAAGCCGUAUUCCUGUCCUGAGUGUGAAAAAUGUUUUUCAUGGAAGUUCAGUCUUCACAAACAUCAGAGAUCUCACACGGGAGAAGCCUCUCUCCUGUCCUGAGUGA
Molecule: messenger RNA, 498 nt
Organism: Staurois parvus
Lineage: Eukaryota; Metazoa; Chordata; Amphibia; Anura; Ranidae
Source: the annotation of a GenBank genome assembly